This is a messenger RNA of Prosopis cineraria, 4589 nucleotides long. RefSeq names its product phospholipid-transporting ATPase 1-like. Gene Ontology annotation, cellular component: plasma membrane. Gene Ontology annotation, biological process: phospholipid translocation. NCBI's taxonomy places the organism in Eukaryota, Viridiplantae, Streptophyta, Magnoliopsida, Fabales, Fabaceae. The record is from RefSeq and is a predicted model, not a curated record. The coding region runs from base 575 to 4120 and encodes 1181 amino acids. The transcript has 7 exons. Gene Ontology annotation, molecular function: ATP binding; ATP hydrolysis activity; ATPase-coupled intramembrane lipid carrier activity.
AAACAACAACUAUUCUUUAGUCUAUUGUAUUCCUAGUCGCUGUCGCCACCCAUCACGACUUCUUCCUCAUUUCUUGUAUUUGCCGUCGUCCUCGUCCUCGUCCUCGUCUUCACGCCCUUCUUCUCCUUCUCAUUCUUCUAUAAUGACUUUGACCUCCCUCGAAUUUUCUUCUUUUCCCUCUGCGAUACCCUGUCUUAAAUGUUUUUCUCUAUUCUUGACCAGUUGUUAUCAUAUCUCCGUUAUCAUCCACGCGCACGAUAGAGCCUAUUUCGUAUCCAAAUUUCCAUUGCGUGUUCUGUAGUUUUGGUGAUUUGUACUUCUGGGUUUGUUUGUUUUCCAAGUUCUGUGAGCUGCUGCUGCCGCCUUUUUUUUUUUUUUUGGGUAAAAGAAGUAGUGCUGAUUGUAUAUUCGUUAGUCAGUUGUUCAAUCUCUGCUUCUUCAGUGGCCUGUGGUUUUCGGAUUAUGGGUUCUGUGAGGGUUGCUCUGAUUUCAUCUUCGAAAAAUUCUUAAAUUCCAAGAGCUUCACUUUGUACCUGCUUCCUUCGAUCUAGCUGAAUCAAAGUCAAAGUCUGGCAUGGACUCGAACAAUCAAGCUGGAAACUCCUCACAUUUCGACCCUGCUUUGAAAUCAUCGUCUCGAAGAAGCAUCUCCUCAACUCAUUCUAGGGGAUCCGACAGGAUUUCGGUUCGGGAAGUGACUUUCAAUCAUUCAGGAUCUAAGCGUGUUCGGUAUGGGUCAAAAGGCGCUGAUUCUGAAGGAUUCAGCAUGUCGCAGAAGGAAAUCAGCGACGAGGAUGCGAGAUUGGUUUAUAUAAACGAUCCUGAGAGGACAAACGAGCGGUUUGAAUUCGCAGGAAAUUCUAUUCGUACUGGGAAAUACUCCAUCCUCACCUUUUUGCCCAGGAAUUUAUUCGAGCAAUUCCAUAGAGUUGCAUAUAUUUAUUUUCUUGUAAUAGCAAUUCUUAACCAGCUUCCUCAGCUUGCCGUUUUUGGUAGGGGAGUUUCUGUCAUGCCUUUAGCGUUUGUUCUGCUCGUUACUGCUGUGAAGGAUGCGUUUGAGGAUUGGAGGAGACAUCGAUCAGAUAAAGUCGAGAACAGCAGGUUCGCUUCAGUUUUGGUUGGUGAUCGAUUUGAACAGAAGAAAUGGAAAGAUAUUAGAGUUGGUGAAAUUGUUAAAAUUCAUGCAAAUGAAACCAUCCCUUGUGAUAUUGUGUUGCUAUCAACCAGUGAUCCAACGGGGGUUGCAUAUGUGCAGACUAUAAAUCUAGAUGGAGAAUCAAAUUUGAAGACCCGAUAUGCAAAGCAGGAGACCCUUUCAAAGCUGCCUGAGAAAGAGAGAAUCAAUGGUUUGAUUAAGUGCGAGAAACCCAAUAGGAACAUAUAUGGGUUUCAAGCUAACAUGGAAGUUGAACAAAAUCGUUUGUCACUUGGAUCCUCCAAUAUUGUUCUUCGAGGCUGUGAGCUCAAAAAUACUAAAUGGGCACUUGGUGUUGCUGCAUACUGCGGCAGUGAGACCAAAGUUAUGCUUAACAGCUCAGGAGCUCCGUCGAAGAGGAGCCGGCUGGAGACCCGAAUGAACUUCGAGAUUAUCAUUCUCUCUUUCUUUCUUGUAGCUUUGUGUACAGUCACCUCUGUUUGUGCUGCUGUUUGGUUAAAGCGCCACAAGGAUGAGUUAAAUAUGUUGCCUUAUUAUCGGAAGCUGUACUUUGAAGACGGAGAAGCCAAGAGCUACAAGUAUUAUGGAUGGGGAUUGGAAAUUGUUUUCACAUUCCUCAUGUCUAUUAUAGUGUUCCAGGUCAUGAUCCCCAUAUCCUUGUACAUUUCGAUGGAGCUUGUCCGUGUUGGCCAGGCCUACUUCAUGAUCCGAGACAACAGAAUGUAUGAUGAGGCAUCAGAUUCUAGAUUUCAGUGCAGGGCUUUAAAUAUUAAUGAAGAUUUGGGGCAAAUCAAAUAUGUUUUCUCGGACAAGACUGGCACACUUACUGAGAACAAGAUGGAGUUUCAAUAUGCGAGCAUCUGGGGUGUUGAUUACAGUAAAACAAAUGACAGUCAGGAGAAUGAGCAAGUUGAAUACUCUGUUGAAGUGAAUGGAGCAGUGUUGAGGCCCAAGAUGAAAGUGAAAGUCAAUCCAGAACUUUUGCAGUUAUCAAGAAGUAGACUCGAAAAUAACAAAGGAAAACGAAUUCAUGACUUCUUCCUAGCAUUGGCAGCCUGCAAUACCAUUGUUCCUCUUCAUGUUGACACAUCUGAUCCUAAAGUCAAGUUGAUUGAUUAUCAAGGCGAGUCGCCAGAUGAACAAGCACUGGCAUAUGCAGCUGCUGCCUAUGGUUAUACGCUUAUAGAACGGACCUCAGGCCACAUAGUUAUUGAUAUACAGGGAGUGAAACAAAGGUUCAAUGUCUUGGGCAUUCAUGAAUUUGAUAGUGAUAGGAAGAGAAUGUCAGUCAUAUUGGGGUAUCCUGACAAUUCCGUGAAACUUUUGGUCAAGGGUGCUGAUAUAUCCAUGCUAAGUGUCAUAGACAAGUCAUCAAACAUGGACAUGAUACGUGCAACUGAAAGCCAUCUUCACUCUUACUCUUCUCUGGGGUUGAGGACUCUUGUCAUUGGAAUGAGGGAACUGAAUUCUUCAGAAUUUGAGCAGUGGCACCAUGCCUUUGAGACAGCAAGCUCUGCUCUGAUGGGUCGGGCUAGUUUACUUCGUAAGGUUGCUAGCAAUAUUGAAAACAACCUCUGCAUAUUAGGUGCAUCUGCUAUUGAAGAUAAAUUGCAGAAAGGGGUGCCAGAAUCCAUUGAGUCUCUCAGGACUGCAGGUAUUCAGGUAUGGGUAUUGACUGGGGACAAACAGGAAACUGCUAUUUCAAUUGGCUACUCCUCAAAGCUCCUAACAAGUGACAUGACUCAGAUUAUAAUUAAUAGCAACAAUAAAGAGUCCUGUAGAAGGAGUUUACAAGAUGCCCUUGUCAUGUCCGAAAAACUCAUCACUGCUUCUGGUCUUACCAAUGACACUGAAAGUUCUUACACUCCGAAAAUUCCAUUGGCCUUGAUCAUUGAUGGUACCAGCCUUGUACAUGUUCUUGAUAGUGAACUUGAAGAACAGCUCUUUCAACUAGCAAGAAAAUGUUCGGUGGUUCUCUGUUGUCGAGUGGCUCCAUUGCAAAAGGCUGGGAUUGUUUCCCUUGUGAAGAACAGGACGUCUGACAUGACACUAGCCGUUGGAGAUGGUGCUAAUGACGUCUCAAUGAUCCAAAUGGCUGAUGUUGGAGUUGGCAUCAGUGGACAGGAGGGUCGACAAGCUGUAAUGGCGUCUGAUUUUGCGAUGGGGCAGUUUAGGUUUUUAGUUCCACUAUUAUUGGUGCAUGGACACUGGAAUUACCAACGUCUGGGUUAUAUGAUACUAUACAAUUUUUACAGAAAUGCUGUCCUUGUUCUGGUCCUAUUUUGGUAUGUGCUCUUCACCGCCUUCACUUUGACGACAGCUAUAAACGAAUGGAGCAGUGUUUUAUACUCAAUCAUUUACACUUCAUUGCCAACCAUUGUUGUUGGUAUUCUUGACAAAGACCUUAGUAAAAGGACUCUUAUAAACCAUCCUCAACUUUAUGGGGUCGGACAGAGACACAAGGCAUACAACAAAAAAUUAUUUUGGUUUACAAUGGUUGAUACAUUGUGGCAAAGCAUUGUGAUCUUCUUUGGUGCUUUCUUCGCAUACUGGGGAAGCACUAUUGAUGUAGCAAGCAUCGGAGAUCUUUGGACUCUCGCAGUGGUUAUUGUAGUUAAUAUACACCUGGCCAUGGAUGUUAUCAGGUGGAAUUGGAUUACUCAUGCUUCCAUUUGGGGGUCUAUAGUUGCAACUUUCAUCUGUGUCUUGGUCAUUGAUGCUAUUCCUACAUUGCCUGGUUACUGGGCCAUCUUUCAUGCAUUAGGCACUGGAUCCUUUUGGCUAUGUCUGCUUGGAAUUAUCAUCACGGCGUUGCUCCCUCGUUUCACGGUGAAGUAUGUUCAUCAAUAUUACUUCCCCGAUGAUAUCCAAAUCUCAAGAGAAGCCGAGAAACUUGGAUCUUCAAGGGUGGUUGGAGGUGGAGAUAUAGAAAUGCAUCCCAUUCCAGCUGGUCCACCAAGAUGAUGACAGAUUGAUUUGGAUCUUCUGAAGAUAGAAGUUCAUAGAGUGCUUCUGAUGCAAGAGAGAGAUAAAAGAGGAGGAGGAGGAGAUCAGAUUAGCAUAUUUCCAUUUUUUGUGCUACUCUCUCUCUCUCACCCAUCGGAAAUAUUUUUGCGUCAGAAGAUCUGAAUUUGAUAGUACAUAGAUACACAGAUACCAUAAGAGAAUUUCUUUGGUGUCUUAUAGUUCCUUUUUCUUUUUUCUUGUAAAUUUACACACUCUUGAGGCUACUUUAUAGUUUUUCUCUCAGUUGCCAGAUUUCUUCUGCAGAUACUGUCCAAAGGAUAGUGGUUUUGAUGUUUCACAUUGAUUUAGGAGUUGUUUUGUAUCUUUAUUCUUUUGUAUCCAUAAAUGUAGCCUCUGUUGUAAAUUAUUGCUGAUGAUUUUAAAGGAAGAAUGUCCAUUACUAUUUACAGAUAUACAAUUUUAACAA